Molecule: messenger RNA, 5198 nt
Organism: Schistosoma turkestanicum
Lineage: Eukaryota; Metazoa; Platyhelminthes; Trematoda; Strigeidida; Schistosomatidae
Source: the annotation of a GenBank genome assembly
CUAUUGUGAUAAUUCGUUCAAUGUAUUUAUAUAUUGACUGAUUUAAACAAAUUCACAUUUUCUUACCAAAAACAAAAAUAUUUCAUUCAGGAUUAAUCAAUUUCUAUUGUGUGUGGAUUCUUAUAAUAUGAUGGAUUUAUUCAAUAUUACCUAACUAUUCACAAUUGAACAUUGUACAUUGGACUACAAGAUUAAAACAAAACGAGAAAGGAGAAAAAAAAAUUAUGCUUGCUGACGGUGAAUACGUCGAUGGUUCAUGGUUAUUAUCUGUACAUAUUGAUGAUUUAAAUAUUGAUCGUCAAAUACGUGUUCAUGGUGAUUGGUCUAUAGGAGAAGUAAUUUCACAGCUAACCGAUGGUUUAACAUGUCCACUACCAAAUAAACCACUUCAGUCGAAUGAGAUUAGUUUACGUUCGAAUACUUCAAAAAUUAGUUGGGCUGAUUAUGGUUUAUGGUGGCCAGCGAAAUCAAAAUGGCUUUUAAAAACAAAAUUAAGUCUUAAUCAAUAUGGUUUGCAAGCUGAUGCUAAACUGCGAUUUUUAUCAAUCUAUGGUAGUUUAAGCAUUCAGCUGCCUGAUUUACAAAUUCGACAAUUUGUUGAUGUAAAUUUUGCUGAACCAGUUUUUCGUGUUACUCUAUCCAUAUGUCGUUAUUUAAAUAUACGACAUCCUGAAGAAUUAUCUUUAGCUUAUCCUAUUCAACAAAAUGAUUUGAAACAUUCACGUUUCGCGCCAAAUUAUAUCGUGGAUAAACGUUAUCAUACAUUGUCCAACACAGGAAAACGUUCAACAUUUCAACGUAGUGCUACGAUCAGUACAACACAUGGACAACACAAUAAAACGUUACGUAAAGAAUCGUUAUUUCAAAUCAAUGAAAAUUCACAAGUGAAAAAUGAUUAUUUAUCAUCAGAGGAGAAGAAAAAUUCCAUCUCAUCAAGACAUUCAAUACAUUUAUUCGGUCCACCAAUAAUACGUGAUAAACGACGUGUACAUGCCAAUUGUCAUGUCACCACGAAUCGAUAUUCAUAUCCAAAUGCAGAAACUUUUUGUCAACUGACUUAUUCACCUGUGACAUUUGAUUUUCGUUUAUUAAAUGAUUCCACGUUGGCAUUUAGUCCACAAAUUCAUGUUAAUGAUGCUUUACAUAAUGGUUAUAUUGUAAGACCAAUUAAUUUUUUACAACGUGUACGAUUACAAACAAUUUGGUUAGAUUCAUCGAAAUCAUUAUUAGAACAAGGUAUCAAUAAGUUGGAUUCGAAUUUGAAUUUGAAUUCACCGCCAAUUAAUACUACUACUAAUAAUCAUAAUCGAUCGAAUUCAGUAGUAUUAACAGGAAAUAAACGAAUUGAUGAUGAUGAUGAUCAGAAGGCAAAUGUUGCUGAUGUUGACGAACAACAGGAAGUUGAGGAGCAGAAGAAGAAGGGAGAACUAACGCCGAAAUUAAUGUUACGUUUUAAAUAUGGUACAUUUUAUGAUUUAAACAUAAAAUAUGAUUUAAUACGUAUAAAUCAGUUAUAUGAACAAGCAAAAUGGUCAAUUAUAUCAGAAAUUUAUGAAGUUACUGAUGAAGAAGCAUGCUUAUUUGCUGCAUUACAAUCUCAAAUUGAAUUAGCUACAGAACACGAGGCAUUAAUGAACGAUGAAAACUUAUUAAAUAACAACAAUGAACAAGAAUUCAACGUUGACGAACAACAAAACAAUGAUACAACUGAUCAACAAUUAAUUCAAUGUUUUCAAGAUAAAACAAUCAUUGAUCAUUGUAAAACAAAUAUGAAAAAAAUUAAAUCUACACAACGAUUACAUAAUCGUGAUAUAUCACCAUUAGGUGGUUAUUUACAUAACAACACCAUGUUGAAUCAACAAUACUAUUGCGGUAAAUCUAUAUCACGACCACUUAGUAUUGCUGAAUUAGAUGAUCAAAUUGAUAGUAUGCUUAAUGAAUUAUCAAUGAAUUGUUUAGAGAAUAUAGAUGAUACUACAGAUACUACAAUCAAAAUGAAACAUUGUUCAAGGUUAAAUGAACAACGUCCUUCAAGUUUGUUGAGUGAUGUACAGGAUUUAAACACAAUUGAACAAACCACAACCAGUAAUCAUAUUGAUGAACCAUUACCAAAAUUAAUGAGUUAUGUUAAAAUAUGUAAACCAAGAAAGUUUGGUUUGAAAAAAUUAUUUCGUCGUUAUUUUAUGUUAAUUAAAGAAAUGGAAUUAUUUAUUUAUAAAAAUAAAGAAGAUUAUGAAUCGAAUAGUCAUCUUAAUGAAGUAAUUUAUUUACCUGGAUGUGAAAUACAAUCAGAUUUAUGUAUUACUACAGAUAAAUACAAUAUACGUCUAUUUAUUCCAGUAACACGUACUAAUUUACCACUAUCUACAGCAUUCAAUGGUAACAAUCAUCAUCAACACCAUGAUAUCAAUACUUUACAAACAAAUAACACUGAACAUUUAACGAAUAAAUUAAAACGAAGAGCUUCAUUAUUAUCACUGACAUCAUUGUCACAACUGAGCAAUGCUAUUGGUUUAUCUACAUCAACCAAUCAUGACACAUCAAACGGUCUGAUUGGUUUAAAUGCAAUUGGUGCUUUAACUGGUCCAUGUGCAUCAAUGACUGGUUUAAUGAAUGAAUUAUGGUUACAAUUUUUGAGUUUAGAUGAUUUUAUCGAUUGGUUAACAAUAUUUCGUAUUACAACCACAGCGAAUCAUUCCUGGAUGAUGACUACGACGACUACGUCGACAACACCAACACCAUGUGUCGAUUUCUCCACAGAUGAGACUAUAAAAAAAUCAACAAUGAAACGAAAACCUGCCAAUCAUCAAUCCACAUCACAAUUAUUCAGUCGUAAAACAUUUAACAAUGAACGUAAAGCUAUAUUGAAUCUAGUCAAAUUGUUAUCACCACCAAAUAAAUUUCGACAAUUUAAUGAAACACAAAAAAAAGCAAUUACUAAUAUUACUAAAUUAUAUAAUUAUUUAGAAAAAAAACAGUUAAUUAAUUUAUUACCAUUAAGAUUGGGUUAUUUAAAAAUUGGCCAAAAAUUAUGGGAUCAUACAAAUGAGAUUGGAUUUAAUCGUUCAGCUAGUUUAAGAAUUCAUGAAAAACCACCUAUUGUUGGGCAUCAUACACAAACUAAUCAAUUGAUACAAACAAGAAAUAAUUUCAUUCAACAUAUUUCAUUAAUUUACACACAAAUUGAACAUUUAACAAGUUUACAAACUAAAUUGAAAUAUAUCAAUGCAUGGGAACAAUUACAUUUACAUGGUAUACUGUUUUUCACUGCACGUAUACAAAUCACUGUACCAAUGAAUAGUUUAUUCCAAUCGGAACAUUCACCACUACAUGAAAAUACAAACCAAAACAGUAAUAAUAAACAAACAAAUUGGAUGCCUGGUAUUGUUCAACGUUCAAUCACAACACCAACACAAACAACACCGACACCAACCACAACACCAACAACUGGCAAUCAUGUCACCAUAUCGAUCAGUCGAAAACUUGAUGCUAUCGGGAUCAGUGCCACACGUAUUUAUCGAUGUGAUUUAACGAAUGGUGAAAUUCUAGCUAGUUGGCGUAUGUCCUCUAUACAAAGUUGGCAUAUUAAUUGGGAAUUAAAUGAAAUGGUAUUAAAUUUAGCCUGUGCAUCGAAAACACACUCAAAUGCUGCAACUACUACUACUAAUACUACUAACAAUAAUAAAACUAGUAGUAUUAGUAGUAGUAACAAGUCGAAUGAAUUAUCCGGUCGAGUUAUUAUUCGACCCAUUGAUAUUUCAAUUCGUACAGUAGCGGAAUUUUUAGGCGGCUACACAUUUUUAAAUUUAAGAUCACCAGAGAAAAAUCAAUGUCUUGCUGAAGAUAUUUUUUAUAAACUUACUACAGGUAUCUCACAACCAUCUGUAUGAGACGGGGAGAGAGAGCGAAAGGGCGUGAGAGAUCAAUGCUUCAAUUUGAAAUUCAAAUUCAAAUCUUUUUGCACACUUGGACAUUUCAAUGUUGACGUCUUUCAAUGAUCAAUAAUGAUUUUAUUUUACAUUUAUUUGUUCGUUCGUUUGUUUAAAUUGCAUGCAGUCAAUUUACCUCUUUCCCUAUAUUACUCACAUCAAUGCAUCGUCGUAACAUAUAACUACUAUCGGUCGUCUAUCAUGUUUCACGUCUAUGUAUGUUACUUCUUCUGUCAUGUCAUUUUUAUGUCAGAUUAUUUUGUAUUUAUAUUAAUCCGUAUGAGUAGUGGUGUAUUUAUUGACAAAUUCUUUCCACAUAUAAUCAUCAUCAUCAUUAUCCUAUUUCGUGUACUUCACAACCAAUUAGUUCAACUUCCCCAGCGAACACCUCGUACAUAUAUUCUCACUUUUCUCAGUUAUGUGUAAUACUCACUCAAUAAGGAGUUGUGUUUAUUCUGCAAUUAGAGUUCAGAUUACAAUAAUUAUUGACAAUUCUAUUGAUAUAUAAAUAUUUACCAAUUGUCAUUCGAUUUCAACAGCGUACAUCACCAUAUAGGCGCUCCCAUACACGCACACUCACACAAACACACAGGAAAUCAUAACUAUGCAUAAAUGAAACAAUAGAAAACUAAUCGAUACUGAUAGAGCGUCAUUUAUAUUUUGUGCUUUUUUCUCUUUUCAUUUAGGCUUUCUGUUAUUACUUAUAUUACUUAUAUUGUUAUCAGUAGUAGAUAGUUGUGUUUUUUAAAAAAAUCACAACUAUUGGCGUGAAUCAUACCCGUCUAUGUGUGUGUGCGAGUGUGUUUGAUUGUGUAGUGUGCUAAAUCACAGUCAUAAAAUUAUCCCCUUCUAGAUGUUUAUGGAUAUUGUUAUUAUUAACUAUAAUUUAUGAUACUACUUAUAUAAGUAGUGUUAAAGAGAAAAUUAAAAAAACACAACAUGACUUUUUGUUUUUCUAUAUGAAUCUGAAUGUUUUCAUGUUUUGGUGUAUUUCACUUGUUCCAUUCAUCUCUACUUAUUUUUUCUCCUUCUAUCUUUCUCGAUUUACAUCCAUUUAUCUAUAUCAGUGACGAUAUAUAGGAACUGAUUACUUGUUGAGAAACUACAUAUAUAUAUAUAUAUAUAUACACCCAAUAGACAUAUAUAUCGUUGGUGUGUUUUUUCUGUAUUGCUGUAAUGGUGUGUUUCAUGGCAAAAAACAUAGAAUACACACAUUGAUUUAUGUAGCUUUGCCAGUUUGAAUAAAUCAUAUAGAUUGGAAUGAGUGAA